Glycine soja is the source of this 1560-nucleotide messenger RNA. RefSeq names its product UDP-glycosyltransferase 90A1-like. The transcript has a single exon. Lineage: Eukaryota; Viridiplantae; Streptophyta; Magnoliopsida; Fabales; Fabaceae. Bases 25 to 1458 code for a protein of 477 amino acids. The record is from RefSeq and is a predicted model, not a curated record. Gene Ontology annotation, molecular function: UDP-glycosyltransferase activity.
UGUAAGAACCAUCAAGUUAAAGAAAUGGGUCCAAUUCCUUCCUAUGGUGCAGGUUCCCACGUUCUUCUUUUCCCGUUCAUGUCCAAAGGUCACACCGUACCCCUUAUCCACUUGGCCCAAAUCCUCCUCCGUCGUUCCAUAUCGGUCACCGUCGUCACAACCCCUGCCAACCACUCAUUCAUGGCCGAAUCUCUAAACGGCACCGUCGCCUCCAUCGUCACGCUUCCAUUCCCCACCGCCACGAAUAUCCCCGCCGGAGUGGAGAGCACAGACAAGCUUCCCUCCAUGGGCUUGCCUCUGUUCUACGAGUUCAGCACCGCCACGUCAGCCAUGCAGCCCCACUUCGAGCAACUCCUCGAAACCCUAGUUCCACGUGUCAGCUUCAUGGUCACCGACGGCUUCCUCUGGUGGACCCUUCACUCGGCCAAGAAGUUCAGAAUCCCCAGGCUGGUCUACUUCGGCAUGAGCUGUUACAGCACUAGCCUUUGCAUGGAGGCCAGGAGUUCGAAAAUUUUGAGUGGGCCCCAGCCCGAUCACGAGUUAGUCGAGUUGACUCGGUUCCCAUGGAUCAGACUCUGCAAGGUAGACUUUGACUUCGAAUAUAGAAACCCCGACCCCAAUACUCCUGGAUUUGUUUUCAACAUGAAAAUCAUUGAAUCCACACGCGAAAGUUAUGGUAUUUUGGUCAAUAGCUUCUAUGAACUUGAGCCUACCUUUGUUGAUUAUGUGAGCAAAGAAUGUUCUCCCAAAAGCUGGUGCGUUGGCCCUUUAUGUUUGGCUGAAUGGACAAGAAAAGUGUAUGAAGGAGGUGAUGAGAAAGAGAAACCAAGGUGGGUGACGUGGCUGGAUCAGAGGCUUGAAGAGAAAAGUUCUGUAUUGUAUGCGGCGUUUGGGUCACAAGCAGAGAUUUCAAGGGAGCAACUGGAGGAGAUAGCGAAGGGGUUGGAGGAAUCGAAGGUGAGUUUCUUGUGGGUGAUAAGGAAGGAGGAGUGGGGGCUACCAGAUGGGUAUGAAGAAAGAGUGAAAGACAGAGGGAUAGUGAUAAGAGAGUGGGUGGAUCAGAGAGAGAUACUGAUGCAUGAGAGUGUGGAAGGGUUCCUGAGCCACUGUGGGUGGAACUCGGUGAUGGAGAGUGUCACAGCAGGGGUUCCGAUAGUGGGGUGGCCAAUAAUGGCGGAGCAGUUUCUGAAUGCGAGAAUGGUGGAGGAGGAGGUGAAGGUGGGGUUGAGGGUGGAAACGUGUGAUGGGUCGGUGAGAGGGUUUGUGAAAAGGGAAGGGUUGAAGAAGACGGUGAAGGAGGUGAUGGAAGGAGUCAAGGGGAAAAAACUGAGAGAGAAAGUGAGGGAGUUGGCAGAGAUGGCCAAAUUGGCUACGCAAGAGGGUGGCUCAUCCUGCUCCACGUUAAACUCCCUCCUUCACCAGACAUGUGCUGCUUCUCACAAAAACCAAAUUUCUUAAGUGUGAUGAUGACUCAAGAAUUUCGAUCCACUACUAUUAUUGCGUGUAAUAAUGUAUUUUUUUAAUUAUAUAAUAUUACGUGAUUUAUUUUAUUAUAUUAAA